GAUACACGAGCGCCCGCGGUUUUUGUGAGAUAACCAAAAUCUUUUGUGGGUGAACACUAAAUUUGUGGGUGUAUAACUAGAGUGUGGAUGUGUUUUGUUGUGCAAUUAUGAAUGACGAAGUAACGAUUUCACGAUUAUCGCCAAAUUCGGGUGCAACAAUGACCGUGACACCAUUUUCAAUUAAUGAUAUAUUAAAUGAUCGACAUAAAAAACGUCAAAAUAUUUCGGAUAAUCUUGGACAGCAAUCACGGUAUUUAAGUUUAUCGAGUGAAGAUACGGCAUUGGAUAUGACGACAAUAUCGGGAUUAGGCCAUCGACGUUAUUCAGAAACAGAUGACGGAUCUAUAUCACCAUCGAUUUUUACAUCUAGUACACAACAUUUUGGAUCGAACGGAUCAAUAAUUUCACCACGACAUCAUCAUUCAAUACCAAAUAAUAAUCGUCAUCCGAGUCCAAAUUUAAGUGAAACAAAUAGUAAUAUCGAUGGUAGCACAAAUUCAACAGCAUUAGGCGGUAGUGGAAACCGCAAGAAGCGAUCACGAGCUGCUUUUACUCAUGCUCAAGUAUACGAACUGGAGCGAAGAUUUAACCAACAGCGAUAUUUAAGUGGACCAGAACGCGCGGAUUUAGCACACAGUUUAAAACUGACAGAAACACAGGUAAAAAUUUGGUACCAAAACCGUCGUUACAAAACAAAACGAAAACAGUUACAAUUACAAGAAAACAAUUUACUAAAUCAAUCCGGACGUAAAGUUGCUGUAAAAGUCUUAGUCAAAGAUGAUAUGCCAUUAUUUUCGCUACAUCAAAAAUAUAGUCAACUACAUCCAAAAAUAUUAUCCACAUAUCAUGAUAUCAUCCCAAAAAAUGAAUUUUUUCAACCAUCACAACAAUCGCCUAUUGUUGGAGGAUUAAAGCAAUCAUCUAAAUUACAACAAUCAAUGAUAAAUUUAUAUCAGCAACAGUACAGCAACAAUCAUUUACCGUUUACAUACUUUAAUUGUUAUCAUCCUAUCACGACGGCAACGAAUAGUAGUACAUUGUUGAAUCAAUCGACAUCAUCACCGAAUGAAGUUUCAACGCCUCAACAAUCGACAAUGAGUGAUGAAGAAUUAUCAAUAAUUGAUCAACCAUCAUUAGCACCUCAAAUCAGUUCGAAUCAGAUUAAUGAAUCUACGUAA
Chrysoperla carnea is the source of this 1178-nucleotide messenger RNA. RefSeq names its product homeobox protein bagpipe (gene bap). Lineage: Eukaryota; Metazoa; Arthropoda; Insecta; Neuroptera; Chrysopidae. Gene Ontology annotation, biological process: cell differentiation; regulation of transcription by RNA polymerase II. The coding region runs from base 108 to 1178 and encodes 356 amino acids. Gene Ontology annotation, cellular component: nucleus. Gene Ontology annotation, molecular function: DNA-binding transcription factor activity, RNA polymerase II-specific; RNA polymerase II cis-regulatory region sequence-specific DNA binding. The transcript has 4 exons. The record is from RefSeq and is a predicted model, not a curated record.